Molecule: messenger RNA, 1815 nt
Organism: Dichomitus squalens LYAD-421 SS1
Lineage: Eukaryota; Fungi; Basidiomycota; Agaricomycetes; Polyporales; Polyporaceae
Exons: 3
Coding region: 1-1815 (604 amino acids)
Source: RefSeq, a predicted model, not a curated record
AUGUCCUACGACCACAACGACUUCACCCACUCCGACGACGAUUUCAUCCAGGAUCUCGUCGCCGCCGGCUUCAUCUUGGCAGAACGUGAUGAGUCGCUCCAGCAAGGCGGGGAAGACCCCCAGAGCUCCUCGCAUGCGAGAGAGGACGCGAGCCAGGUGAGCUGUUACACGCAGCCGAUAGCUUCUCAGAUACUCAUCAUCCUGCGGGGCAACUACGACCAACCCUCACACGUCUUCCAGCUUCGAAUAAGCACUCCCGCCCCUACCCCCACCCUCCCGGCACACUCCUCGCCCGCCACGCCACCCGCUACGGUGGCUUCGUUCGCUUCGACGGCGCCCCUCUGCGACGCCUCACCAGUCCCUGUGGCCCCAGGCCAGCUCCCUGAUCUGCCUCCAUCUCCCGCCUCCACCCCCGCUAAUGACGACGAUGAAGACGACAAGGAGAAUUCCGCUGCGCCUCUCCCGUCCGGUCCUCAAGCCCUUCGUUCCGACAAGGGCAAGGGCAAGGAAGUGGCUGCAUCACCGUCUCCCCUCCCGACCCCACCCGCAAGGCCCGCCAAACGUUGCCGGGCGGACCACGCUGGUGGCUCGAACGCGGAUCAGAUGGUCUCCCGUAAGAGGGCCCGAAAGGGAACGGACAGGCCCGCUCCCACUCCUCCUGAGCCCGAGGCUCUCGACGAAGACACGGGGAAACCAUGUCCCUACCUGGUCUCUCGGCACUCGCAGCUCACCUGUGGCGUGCGCGGCUGCAGUGAAGUCCUCAAGGUCUCGGGGCUCUCUGCCGCUCGCGCCCACUUCCGGGAACACUUUGCUGGUGAUUCAUCGCCAAGCCUCGGUACUCCGGGUCCCAGCCGACCCAGGAAGACCACAGUCGCUCAAUACCCCGACUACGGCACCGAGGUGAAGUGCCCAUGGGGUGGCUGCCACGACCACUUCACUCUGGAGCACAUGCAGCUCAACCGGCACUUGGAGGAGGAUCAUUUCGGGAUUCGGUAUGAGUGCCCGCAUUGUGGCCAGGAGUUCAUGCGUCAGACCUAUCUGACGACGAAUCAUAUGAAGAAAUGUGGCAAAUCGUCCCGCCGCAAGGGAAAGGGUCGCAAGGGAAAGAGUCGCAAGGGAAAGGGUCGCGACUCGCGAGCGCUACCCCGAGGUCGCACCCUCGUCCUUUCCUCUUCCCCCCGUCGACGACCUGUCGCUAUCAUCCCCAACAUCUACUCACCUAACAUCUACCCGUCCUACAUCUACCCAUCCUACAUCCACCCAUCCAACAUGAGCACCACCACUGUCGUCGCGGCUCAGAACCCCCCACUGAGGCCGAUCCUCUUGCACCCCGCACCCACUGCCGACACGACCGCCCCCGCCACCAGCGCGACUUCCCCGGCCAACACAACCCGGGUGACCAUCGCGGACCCGGGGCCUGCGCAACUCCCCACCACCCCGCGCCGCGUCAGCCCCCGGACUGCUAGUCCUCCUCCGGCACCGACCACCACCACCACCACCACCACCGGCCCCGAGCGACGAGCACGUCGCGCAAGCCAAGCAGAGCGGGCCGCACAACGCCUCACCCCAAACGGGGCUCUUCGUCCGGGAGCGCGUCCGCGUCGCCGCCGCCGCCGGCCUAACCAAGACCCCAACGCGGAGAACGUCGCGGCCCUCGCAGGGGCUGUCCGGGAGGCCGAGGAGCGUGCUAGUGCGCACGCUGACUUUUUGUACGCCGUGUACAGCGGCGACCCGCACGUGUGGUCGCCAUCGUCCUACCCUGCGAACUGGGCCGGGUCUGACGACCGGGUCCGACUCGCUGAGAGGCAGGUGUGA